Lodderomyces theae is the source of this 2178-nucleotide messenger RNA. It is a transcript of the gene HOS3, whose product is annotated as histone deacetylase. Gene Ontology annotation, molecular function: histone deacetylase activity. The record is from RefSeq and is a predicted model, not a curated record. NCBI's taxonomy places the organism in Eukaryota, Fungi, Ascomycota, Pichiomycetes, Serinales, Debaryomycetaceae. The coding region runs from base 1 to 2178 and encodes 725 amino acids. The transcript has a single exon. Gene Ontology annotation, cellular component: nucleus.
AUGAAAGCCCCCCUUCAGCGAAAUGAUAGCGAGGAUUCAUUAAUUGAAGCGUUUGAAACCACCUUGACAAUCAAACCAAGUACCACUGAGUAUGAAGAUAAUGACAUAUCCAUCGACCAUACCGUGUUGCCCAACUCAACCGUCAACUAUACUCGAGAUACGGCGAGUAUGGUGGAUAUUGAAGAGUUGGAGGAGAAUGAACGACUUGAAGAGCAAAUACCGAAAUUUAAAACCAACAGAAGAUACAGUUUACUUCCGACAAAGACCGCAUUCAAGAAAAUUGGGUCACCUGGGUUGGAAGAAUACUAUGUUGAGCAAAAACUUGAUCCAAAAUUUCAUGACAUUUUGAAACCCAGUGCACUCAUUGAUGAAAAGUUGACCAAGUAUCAUCACACGUUUAGUGAUUUUAUUGCAUCAAAUCCACAUAUUCAUAAAGAGUCACCUCGUUUUCAGCGUAGUUCCGAAAAGACAUUGGUCAUAUUGUCUCCGUAUAGUCCCGAACAUGCAUUUGGAAGAAAAUGGGUAACAAAGUCAUACUUGUCAACGAUUUUCGAACGACCUCAACGUUUACUUGCAAGUUGCAUCGGAGUAGCCUCGGCAAUCACAAUGUACCCGUUCUACUACAAAUUGAUCAACUCAACGAAAAGAAGUUCCAUCUUUGCAUCACAUGUAAGGAAAAUCCAUGGACGAAAUUGGCCCAAAAAGUUGUUUGAACUAUGCUUGGAAAGCCACGAAAAGUUGACUAAUGAUGAGAUUGAAGUUCCCGAGGAUUGGAAUACUGGUGAUAUCUAUCUUACGCCAAAGACUAUAAAUGCGAUCGAAGGAGUAAUUGGCACCAUUGAAACUGCUGUUGAUAGUUUAUUCAAGGCCCUGUCACCAUCGCCUCGUGCUAGUAUCGAGACAUCAACGUCAUCGUCGACCAAUCAUGAUUUAGCGUUUGUGGUGAUACGCCCACCGGGGCAUCACAGUCAUGCUUGUCUACCCAGUGGUUUUUGUUUACUAAACAAUGUACAAAUUGGGAUAGAAUAUGCAUUUGAAACAUAUGGUGUGACCCAUUGUGCCAUAUUGGAUAUUGAUUUGCAUCAUGGAGAUGGCUCACAAGAUAUCUGUUGGGAAAGAGCUGGCUUUACAGGAGAUUAUGGACAACAAGCUGAAGACGAAGUUGAUGACCCAUCGUUGAAUCCUCGUAAUGAGUAUGGUAAAAGGUUUGCUACGUUCCCUAAAGUCGGGUAUUUCUCACUUCAUGAUGUCAAGUCAUACCCCACUGAGUUGGGAUUUGCCACAAAGGAAAAUAUCAAGAAUGCAUCCACGUGUAUAAUGGACCAUGAUUUGAAUAUUUGGAAUGUUCAUUUGCAAAAUUGGAAUACUGAAGAUGAGUUUUAUAAACAUUAUCAAACGAAGUACGUGGCGAUUUUAAACCGUGCCAAUCAAUUUUUGAACCAAUCUCAAAAACAACAUGAACAAGAGUACGAAGAGUACUUGACUCAGUUGAGCAAGUACAACAAGUACUUGCAAAAACCACAUCUCUACCCAGCAUCAUCCAACCCCAAAGCGGAAAAACCAACACCACCACCAGCUUACAAACCAUUGAUCAUUAUAUCAGCUGGGUUUGAUGCUUCCGAAUACGAGGAUCCUCAAAUGCAGCGACAUGGCAUUAAUGUCCCCACAUCAUUUUAUGCAACAUUCACCAAGGAUGUGGUUAAGUUGGCCAAAAUCCACACCGAGGGAAAGGUGAUUUCAUUUCUUGAAGGGGGAUAUAGUGAUGGGGCUUUAACAACGGGGAUUUUUUCACACCUUAUUGGAUUGAACAAUGACGACGACCUCUUAUGGAAUCAAACAUGGGGAUCAGAACAAGUUGUUAAGGAAUUAGUUAAAGGAUGCAAGAAGAACUGGACUCCCUAUAAGAACCCCAAGAGCGACAUCACUGUUUGGGCCAAUGAAGUUAUUAAAUUGGGGAGAUCGAUGAUGCCUAAUGCAAUAUUACCGGCAAAUUACAUAUAUCGAGACCAGUCUAAGGAGAAAGAUAGUAUCAAUGGGAAGCCCAUUAAUCGAAUGGUGAAGGAUCUUUUGGAUGGUGGAGUUGGUGUUAUUGAUUCUCCAAAGGGGAAAAAGACUGAUGAUCGUGACGAUUUUAAAAAGCCAGUUAGACAUACUAGAUCUUAUUAUAAAACAGUUUAA